GCCGGCCCCAGCUGCGGCUCCUGAGCCGCCGGCCCCAGCGCCGCCGGCCCCGGCCCCGGCCCCAGCGCUGCUGGCCCCUGCGCCGCCAGCCCCAGCGCCAGCGCCGGCGCCGGCGCAGGCCCUCACGGGAAGCGACUCGCGGGCGGAGGUGCGUCCGAGGCCGCAGGCAGCCGAAGGGCAGCCGGGGCAAGCCGGCCGGAACCUCUCGGUUGCCGUUUGCUUCAACGGGCUGCAGCGGCAUCUGUUGUCGUGGCCCGUGAGGUAUCAUUAUGUCAAGCACGUGGAAGAGCCUCUGCAGCGUUACGGCUUCAAGGUGGACCGGUAUCUGAGCGUAGUGAAGCCUUUUGCGCCCCUGAGCGUCAUAUCUGCCACGUACAACGCGACAGCUUUGAGGGAGGUCCCCGAGGAAAAGUUCUAUACAAGCUGCAACAGCAAGAAACAUAUUGUUGAUCGCAAGGAGCUUCUUCAGUACGUGAGCGUGCGCGACUGUUACGAGCAGAUCGAGGCCGUCGAGUCAGCCGCCAAUGCGAGGUACACUUGGAUAUACCGGAUGCGUACAGACAUGGUGCACUUAGCUGACAUUCCUUUGCAUCCUGGUCUAUCGCAACAAUUCGCUUACGUGUCUCACGGAGGCAUGUCAUCAGGUCAUGGGUGGCAGUGCAUGAAUGAUCACAUUUUCCUUUGUCCACGCCGCCUGUGCAGGCCGUAUUUUUUUGUAAUAGAGCUUUGGGACAAUCAGUUCUCUUGUGGGUCAAGUCGGCCGAAGCAAGACCUUUUGCCCGAAGGGUGGGAUGGUCCUCCGUCGGAGCCGUUUGUUUUACCGAAGAAGCCUAAUUCGAUGCAGCAGUGGUAUUUUUUUCGCAGAUAUACGCGUUCGACGCAGGGCCGGCCUUGCAACAGCACCCAGACAGACGCGGAGUGCUGCGGGCUCCUCCGCGAGUUGGAGUGGUGGUAUGUCCUGGCACGCAACAAGAGCGGGAAGGUCUUGUCCGUGGACUGCCACUACGGGAUCCGGGAACGGCACGGGACCGGAUGCCCCGAGAGGUGCCGGGAGGCGUUGAAGCAGUGCACGGACGUGUCGCGGGAGUUCGAGAGGCUCUGCACCGCGGAGCCCGGGCAUGCGGACUGCGCGUGGGUCUGGCAGGGCUGGAGCCCUCCUGGCACGACGACGGCGAGCCUCCCCGCGGCCCCGGGUUCCAUGAAGCCUUCCAAAACCUUGCCCAGCCCCUAGGGGCCCGAGGCAGCCCGAGAGGGCACCCGCAGGGAUCCAAGAUGGGCCAGGAAGAGCCCGACAUGGGCUAGGCGCCCCUCCCCCCCGCCCGGUUUCACUCUCGAAGCUUUUUGGCCCAGUGGCCGUCGCGGUGCUUCGGACAUGGGCCGAAGGGCUGAAUAGAGCAAACAGCAGUCUUGGAGUCCAGGCAGGGUCCCAGCUCCCACCUGCGAGGCACGAGAAGUCUUUCUGGAAAUGGGGGGAGGAGGGG
This is a messenger RNA of Prorocentrum cordatum, 1481 nucleotides long. Lineage: Eukaryota; Dinophyceae; Prorocentrales; Prorocentraceae. The record is from the annotation of a GenBank genome assembly.